AUGGACCCCGGAGACAAAACGAAACCCAAGCAGGCUGAACAGCCACAGCCGACCAAUCCCUCUCGAUCUUCUGCACCGUCCUCAACAAAGCCCCGGAAGCGCUCAUCCAAGGCUGCAACCUCGGCCGCGCCUGCCCAGUCCCCGUCGACGCCAGACUCGAACAUCUCUCGCCCGUCUACGCUUUCGCACGCCCGCGACGAACCUCAGAACGCCCCUCGUAACACUUCCGACGCUCGCCCGUCUCCCAUUCAACCAUAUCCCGCUUCGCAGUAUCAUAUUAUGGCCCCUCCAUACCCCACCAACGGCUCGCCCUUUGCCCAUCCCCACCAUACCUCUUCCCCUUACCACCACCCCUCCCCUACGUCUGGAUCAGCCAAUGGCGGGAGCCCCACUGUGGGUCCGGGAAUACCGGGUCAUGUUCCUCCACAACCACAGUAUGCUUAUCCCAUCCAUAACCCGUAUCCAUACACGCACUAUCCGGGCUACCCGCCCCCACAUAUGGUGAUGUAUGGCCCUCCUCGCACAGCCGCCCCCUCCGAAGCCAAUGCACAGAGAUCACCAUCGGCGGUGCCGUCGCCUUCGUCUGCGACGCAACCGUCCACUGGAAAGCGCAAGCGCAAGUCCGACGCACCAAGGGACGCUGCCUCGGACGGCGAGGCUGCGACUUCGGGUAGUGAAGCUAACCGUGCUGCGACUUCCCAAGCAGCAGCGGCUGCCGCACAGGCAGAGAUGAAAAAGCGGACGAAAACUCAGAGGGCUUGCGACAGCUGUCGCAGCAGAAAGAUCAGAUGUGACAUUUUGGCAGAUUCCGAUCCCCCCGCUUGCCAGCACUGCAAGCAGUAUGGUUUUGAGUGUACUUUCUUCCUCCCCAUCGCGGAGACCCGCUUCAAGAAAAAAAAGCUGGAGGAGGAAACCGUUCAUAGCGGUGAACACAAUAAGGCAUCUGGUGGGAGUGUACAUGAUUCGACCGCUCCACACGGUGAGUCGUCUCGCGCCGCUGACGCCAGGGUAUGCGGCCCUACAUCGGAAGCCCAUCUUUUGCAUUCGAGCGCAACGAUUUCGUCCCGUAUCUAUGAGUCCUACGAUACUCGAUACCAUCAUACUUGGGAGGUGACACAAAACGGUGACGGGUUGAUACAAGUCCUGGAACCCGGCACCGAUGAAGUGCAGCUGGCAUUGCCCAAACCGGUUGAUAUGCGCAUCGAGCGCGACAUGAUCGAGAAGCUUGUCAACGCAUAUUUCACGGAGAUCUCGCCCGUCCUACCUGUCAUUACCCAGGCGGAAUUUGUCGCCAGCCCUUCCCCUCCCCCGAUAUUGCUUUAUUCAAUCUGCCUCGUCGCCGCCGCGAGGCGUGAAGUCCCCCAGAGCGUAUUCGACUCGAUCCGCUAUGCGGUGAACAAUGUCAUAAAAUCGGAAGACAUUCUGUCGACCGCAUCCAUCGCCAAUGUUCAAAGUCUUCUCAUAUUGUGUAUGGUGGGUGAUUGCCAUUCGCAGUUCGUCCCCAACGCGUUGUCCGCGCUAUGGGUCAGAUUGGGCACGGCUAUUCGCAUGGCACAAGACAUGGGUCUCCACCGUGUAGAGGCGAUUAAACAAAACAUCGAGCUCAGACGCAGAUUAUGGGGCGCUUGUGUGAUAAGCGACCGAUGGCAAGUCGACAUCCACUUUGUUCCCGAUCUUCAACCGCUGUUCUCUUCCGCGCUUGCUGAUAUGUCACGUUCCAACAGGAUCAGCUUAUCGUAUGGGCAUCCAUACAUGAUUGACGUCAACGAUUGUGAUGCUCGAUUGCCGUCGUCUGGAGACCCGAAUGACCUGUAUAUGGACGAACUUGUUCGUCUCAGUAUCAUUCUCGGGCGGGUGAUGAAGUCCAUCUAUAGUCCGUCGGGAUUGACGCUCACGAACGAUGCUAUGCUCUAUGCUCUACUUACGGACAUCGAGGAUUGGAAGAAGAACCUCCCGGAAAGCUUGCAGUUCCGCGGGCCGGACACCGCUACGAAUGCUGGACUUUUGUUCUUGCUCUACUCUUGUGUGUCCAUGAUCUUUUGGCGGGUGUUUAUGCGUAUCUCGUACUCUUGCCCUACACAUCUCAAAUUCGGGCUCACUGUCGAGCAAUGGUCUGCCCUUGUGCAACUCACGGGCGAUGCUAUCGAUUGGUUGGACCGUCACGACAACUUAUAUGACGUGUGGAUGCUCGUUGCAUAUGCCGCGACAUCUUGUGCCCUCGUGCAGUACCAUACAUGGGCGAGACGUCAAGACCAGGAGGCAGCGUUGAAGCUAAAGAAGCUGCGUGACUGCAUCAGACGGUGGGAGAAGUCUCUUUCGCCGGACCACAUGUCCGCUCGACGCAAGACGGCCGAGAUUAUCGCGCUCCUGUACGAAGCGACUCAGGGACCUCCCCCGCCCAUCGAGACGCCGGCGUUGAACCCCACCGGCGGUGUCAUUGGGAAGAAGCCCCCGCCGUUGGGUGGCCUUGAGUAUGAGAAAGACCCGAGUCGACCGGGAGGCGGCGUGUUCGUGGCGCACGGCAAGACGAGGGGGAGCUACAAGGACGUGCUGCCAGAAACCGUGAUCAGCAGCGGGAGCGACGAGGAAGAAGAAGGUGGGCGUCGCGUCGCUGCCCAGAACUUGUCUGCCCCGCCAUCGAUGGUGCAUUUCACCCCACUAGGUGGCGGCGGUGGAGGUGCCGACUUGGCGAGUCUGAGAGUGGGUGCCGGCCUGACGCACGCGAACGCGAAUGUGAACCCGGCGAUGAACGUGAGCGCGGGGAUGGGCGAGAACGUGCAGGUCAUGAACCUGCUGGACGCAAGCGGGCAGAACUUCGCGAUGCCGGGGAGCUUGGAACAGUGGGCAUUGGCGGAUAAUAGUCUGUUGGAGGGUAUCCCUGGGGGCAUGUUCGACUGGGGUCAGUGGGACGAGUUCUUCUCGAGAACUUUAGGAGGCAAUAUGCCGGGAGGUGUACCCCUUGGAAUGGACGUCGGGGCCGGUGGUCCGUCAGGGAUGCACCAGCAAACACAACAAGUCGUGUCCACGGUAGGCGCAGGGAGCGGGAUGCCCGGGGAUGGUGCGCCUGUCACCCAACGCGGUUCGUUUUCGUACGCGGCUGCCGCGAGUUAGCGGUCGUGGUGCGCCAGGCCUGUGACAGGCGUGAAGUAAGUUUUCGAGGGACUCUAUGGUAGAUCUGGUCGGAUCCGUUUCUUUGGACUUUUCGUUUGCGUCGAGUUUUGAUGUGAGUCUGCGGAUCGUUGGAUUGAGCGUCCCGGUGUGCACGGUCAUAGUCUCCGAGCGGCAAACGUCAGUACAUGUCGUGCGGUCGAGCCGAUAUAUAUAUAUAGUAUGGCGAUGUAUUCGGCGGAUGGACCACCGACUUGUAUGAUGUGAUGGGAACGCGCGCCAAACUGUAUUGAAUUAUGAUACAUGAGUUGACAUGU
This is a messenger RNA of Heterobasidion irregulare TC 32-1, 3425 nucleotides long. RefSeq lists its product as uncharacterized. Gene Ontology annotation, biological process: DNA-templated transcription. Gene Ontology annotation, cellular component: nucleus. The transcript has 11 exons. The record is from RefSeq and is a predicted model, not a curated record. Lineage: Eukaryota; Fungi; Basidiomycota; Agaricomycetes; Russulales; Bondarzewiaceae. The coding region runs from base 1 to 3111 and encodes 1036 amino acids. Gene Ontology annotation, molecular function: DNA binding; zinc ion binding; DNA-binding transcription factor activity, RNA polymerase II-specific.